CACGGUGACUUUCACGCGCUCACAUCACGCCAUCGGAAUCUCCCGCAGCUGCGCAGACUCCGCAGCGUCCACCAUCCUCGAGCUUUCUGCGCAGAUUUGCUGCACUUUCUUUAAAGAGCUGCGCCUCAUCUGAGCCACAUCCGUGCACACUGGCACCCAGUGACCGUCCACUGCGCGCACCACAGCUCAAGUCUUCUUGACAGACUUGAACUGACGGCGCUAGCCUGGAUCCCAGCUGAGCGUCCGCAGUGUCUCCGAGCAGACGCACUCACAGACAGAGCCGAGGACACGCAGCCGAACUUCAGCUGCCUCAGAGCAUCCCUCAGCCCUUCAUCUCUUAAUCAUCUGCCAUGACGGAUCCCAGCCUCACGUCGCCCUCCGGCACCCAGCUGCGCUCCCCCACCGCCCCUCUCACCCUCUCCUUCCCCUUCCCGAGGGAGGGGAGCCGGCUGUGGGAGGAAGGGCGGGAGCCCCAACUUCCACGGGACCUGCCGAGCCCGCUGCCGACCAAACGCACCCGGACCUACUCGGCAACGGUUCGCGCUCACUCAGGUCCAGUUUUCAAAGGUGUGUGUAAGAACUUUUCCAGAUCACAAGGCCACGGUUUCAUCCAGCCUUCCCACGGUGGAGAGGACAUCUUUGUUCACAUUUCAGACAUCGAGGGGGAGUACGUCCCAGCCGAGGGGGAUGAGGUCACGUACAAAGUGUCCCGGGUCCCGCCUAAGAACAUUAAGGUGCAGGCCGUGGAGGUGAAGAUCAUCCAUCUCAAGCCGGGGACGAAACACGAGACCUGGUCUGGACAGGUCAUCAGCUCGUAGGAUCUGAGCUCUGAGGCGCUCAGGGUGGCACAUCUGCUCUGGGACUCUUCUCUUUCCUCACUCCGCUCGAACGUUAUGGUUAUUUUUUUGGACAUUUUUUAUUCUGCACAUAAAGGUACUCAGAGUUACUGAGAGGUUCAAAUUAAGUAGUCAUUAGAGUUGACUGUUACAUCCCGAUAAAGAUUACCUGUUUUCUUCAAACCUGCUUUGAAACUGACCAGGGCUGCUGCUUCUUCCCACGAUACAUCUCUUCUAUUUGUUGGCCCCCACACUGGCCUCCUGGCCUGACAGUCUUAUAUGCAUAAUCUGUUUGUUAGCAAAAUAUUCCAUGAAUCAGCUAGCCAACUCAAAAUGACUAUAACUCAAAUACUGAGGCAAAAGGUGUUAGUAGCUGAGAACUCAUGCUGUGAAACUGACAACAUGCUAUCAGAGCCUGCUUUAGGUUUGGAGAGCCAGGGCCCCCUGCCACGUAUAGCCCCUCCUGCAGGAGGUGAGCCCAGGAAGGCAAACCCAUGUAGCUCAUUUAGGCUGAGACCGACAGCGGUAGCUAGCGGCCCAGUUGUCAGGAGCCCAUUGACAAGCCCCUCCCCAGGCCUGGCUUCAAGGUGGGCGCCAGGUAACCCACAUCUGUGCAAACAUUAAGCUCCUUGUGUUCUGUCCAUAUGAGUGUCAUGAAUUGCUCUUUGUCUGGGUAACUUGGGACCAGUCUACCUUGGGAGACCCUAACAGGCACAUUUGCCUUCAGCAGCAUAGCUACAGGGAUGAUGAGCGCACACAAACACCUCCACCAUGAUGAGGGGGUUAAUUCACGGAGGAGCUUGAUAUUUCUCUGUGCAGCCAGGGGCCAGGAGGGGUCCGGUUUAGUGACCCCAGGAUUGUGUCCAUGCUAUUAUUUGCAUAUGAUGUGCUCUUGUCGGGAGUCAUUGUGCCAUAAUCUCCAGCUCUCCCUGGAAUGGUUCGCAGCUGAGUGUGAAGCUGCUGGGAUGAGGACCAGCACCUCCAAACCUGAGGCCAUGGUCCUCAGUGGGAAAAGGGCAGACUGCCCACUCUGGGCUGGGAGUCAGGAUCCGCCUCAAGUGAAGGAGUUUAUAUAUUUGGGAGUUUUGUUUGUGUGUAAGGGAAGAAUGGGGCGUUAGAUCGACAGAUGGAUCGGUGCAGCUUUUGCAGUAUUGUGCACGCUGUGCCGGUCUGUUUUGGUGAAGAGAGCUGAGCCGCAAGAAGAAGCUCUUUGUUCAGUCCUAUGGUCACUAACUUCUGGAUUUGACACAAAGAACAAGAUUGCAGAUAAAAGCAGUCAAAAUGAGAAGUUUUAAUGUUCUUUUUUUAAAUCAGGGACCGACCACACAUUAAGCAGAUUUCAAACUAAACUUGAAUAUAGCACAGAUUUGAAGACUGUAACAUGACUAAAUCUGAAUUUGUUUCUGCUUCUCGUUUUAGCAGGAGCAACUUGGUUGUUUUCUGAACUUCUUAAAAAGUUUCCAAGGUCACAUGUUGGCUGAAAGUGAGUCAGAUGACCUGGUGUAAACUCCACUGUUGUUAGACUUUCAAAAGACGAGUACCAACGACUGGCUUUAGACAAUAGCGGUUGUGAAAGAACGAUUGCAAAAUUGGUCCAAAACAAGAAAAACACUAACUCUGACCUAAUCUUGGUUUUGGAUCAAUUUAAAAACAUGACCUGCCUGGGUUUGUUGUAAACGUGAAAAGAAAUGUAAAGAAGUUUGGAAUGAACGAUGCUGUAAAGUUUAAAAAUAUGCUCCGUCAUAAAACUUUCACACUUUCAGAUGAAAUGGUAAAACCGGCGGCUGGCAUUUCACAACUUUGAGCGGAAAAGUACAUCAACGAAUCUUUCAUGAAUGCAAACUGUAUCAUUUAGUUAUGUUGAUUAGUUACGUGUCUGUUACAAGAGUUACAUUUUGUUCUGUACAGUGAAAAAUACAGCAUCAGAUCCGUUAGAUUAGACAUCAGUUAAAUUUGGGAGAAAAAGGAGAUCCGUCUGAGCCUUCUGGCCUGGGGCCUUUCUUUGUGGCGGCUUCAUGUCCUCCCUGUAAACACGAGGAGUACUCUGGUUUCCUCCCACUGACCUAAAACUUGCAUGUUAGGUUCAUUGUGCCUAGGUGUGUUUAAGACUGUGAAUGGUUUGUCUUGUUUGUGUGACCAUGUGAUGGACCUGUCCAAGGUGUACCCACCUCUGCUGGAGCACCAGCUCCCAUGCUACCCAGAAAGGAGACGCAGGCAAAGAAAUAGAUGGGAUUGAUAAUCUACAAAACAAAAAAAGCUUGUCAUUGUCUCAUUAGUUGUAGAUAUUCAGAUUAAACACUGAUCUGUGCGUCAUCUGUAUCACACUAACUAUUCCACAGUCUCUACCCGUCAUAUAUGUCAGCGUCACUGCCUGAAAAGGUGCUCGUGUGUGAAUUUCCGAGGAUGAGUCACUGUGACGAUGAUCCUCACUGUCACAUACACUGAGUUUUG
Messenger RNA from Nematolebias whitei (Rio pearlfish), 3287 nucleotides. RefSeq names its product cold shock domain containing C2, RNA binding b (gene csdc2b). NCBI's taxonomy places the organism in Eukaryota, Metazoa, Chordata, Actinopteri, Cyprinodontiformes, Rivulidae. The record is from RefSeq and is a predicted model, not a curated record. The transcript has 4 exons. Gene Ontology annotation, molecular function: mRNA 3'-UTR binding. Gene Ontology annotation, biological process: regulation of mRNA stability. Gene Ontology annotation, cellular component: cytoplasm. Bases 351 to 818 code for a protein of 155 amino acids.